UUUUAUUUUCUUCAUUUUCAUUUUUUGAAAUUACUGUUUAUUUUCAAGUUUUUGGUAUAUUCUUUUGAAAAAAUUCAUUUUAUUUUAUUUUCUUCAUUUUCAUUUUUUGAAAUUACUGUUUAUUUCGUUUUAUACAAAUGACAUUUCAGUCAUUUCCAAUCUCGGCCUCUUAUCUUUUCCUGUUUAGUUUUUAUCCAAUUCACGAACAAGGCCAAUUCCACCACCAAAUGGCGGCCACCGCAAACUCAAACCUCGCUCUCUUCUCCGCCUCAUCCUCCACCACCGCUGCCACUCUCCGCCGCGUCGUCACCGUGCGCUGCGGUCCGCGCGACAACCGGGGCCCGCUCCUCAAAGGCCGAAUCCUCAGCACCGAAGCAAUCCAAGCAAUCCAAUCCCUAAAACGCGCCUACCGGUCCGACCCGGAUAAUCUCCCCACGCACGCCCUCCGCCGCCUCAUCAAAUCCGACCUCACCGCCGCGCUGAAGGAGCUCCUCCGCCAGGACCAGUGCGCCGUCGCCGCCGCGGUCUUCUCCGUCAUCCAGUCCGAGUACGGCGCCGACCUCAACGCGUACUCCGAGAUGGUGGUGGCGCUGGCGCGGAAGGGGUUGACGGCGGAGAUCGACGCGCUGGUCGAUCGGAUGGAGGAGGAGGCGCCGGCGGGGAUCGUAUGCGGCGAGAGCAGGGGGCUGCUGAGGCUGGUGAAGGCGUUGAUCGGCGCGGAGAGGAAGGAAUCGACGGUCAGGAUUUACGGGAUGAUGAAGAGGAGCGGGUUGUGGUCCACGUGGGAGAUGGAUGAGUAUUUGGGGAGGGUUUUGAGCAAAGGGCUGAGGAGAUUUGGGGAGGGAGAAUUGGCCGAUGAGGUUGAUUCGGAAUUAGCCAGGUUGUACAAGGGUAUUUUCGUCAAAUCAUGAGUUGAGAUUAGAAGCAUUUAUCUUAGCCAAUUUUUUUCUUCUCCGUCCCUUUUAUUCAAGUAAAGUAAUAUUUUCCCAAAAAAAGUACAGUAAUUCUUUAUUGGAAAUGAGAAGUGUUUAUCUUA
Salvia miltiorrhiza (redroot sage) is the source of this 1036-nucleotide messenger RNA. Its product is annotated as protein THYLAKOID ASSEMBLY 8, chloroplastic. The transcript has a single exon. The record is from RefSeq and is a predicted model, not a curated record. Gene Ontology annotation, biological process: chloroplast organization; Group II intron splicing. Gene Ontology annotation, molecular function: RNA binding; protein binding. Bases 138 to 911 code for a protein of 257 amino acids. NCBI's taxonomy places the organism in Eukaryota, Viridiplantae, Streptophyta, Magnoliopsida, Lamiales, Lamiaceae.